Owenia fusiformis is the source of this 1542-nucleotide messenger RNA. The record is from the annotation of a GenBank genome assembly. NCBI's taxonomy places the organism in Eukaryota, Metazoa, Annelida, Polychaeta, Sabellida, Oweniidae.
AUAUUGCACGCAUAUCUGUAUAUGAUCCUGAACAGUAUGACCUUAAAUCAUGUAUUGAUCAAAUCGAGAAUACCAUACAAUACAUACUGUUAACUUAUUAUUAUACGCUUGUAGUUUUAUCUCGAUUUCACCAAUAUACCUUGCUUGUGUUUUGCCUGAUUCUUUCAUAUUAUGGAGCUAACGCUGAUCUUCCUGUUGGUGGGUGUCUGGAUGGGAAACGUCUCAGGUGAUACAGGUUACUUUUGGCACGUGGCCGACCAUCACUACGAUCCCUCGUAUUCAAGUAAACAAGAAUCCUGUUUUCAAAAACAAGACCCGGAUGUCCUCGGUUACUAUGGCGACUACCUAUGUGACCCACCAUGGGUUUUGGUGAAUAAUUCCAUAUACGCUAUGCAGAAAACUAAACCAGAUCCCGAUUUCAUCAUCUGGACGGGGGACAGCACACCACAUACCCCACAUCAUACUUUAGAAGACUUAAAGGAGAUAGUCGCAAAUAUAACAAAUCUGAUUGAAGAUGCCUUCCCUGGAGUGCCCAAGUUUGUUACACUCGGUAACCAUGAUUUUGUGCCUGUCCACCUCUCGCCCCCUCAUAAUGACAGCUUUUAUAACUGGGUUGCUGAACUAUGGGCACCUUGGCUUGCACGUGCUGAAAAUAUCAGUACUUUUCAUAAGGGUGCUUACUACACGGGGACGGUCACUCCUGGCAUUAGAGCUGUCGUGCUGAAUACCAAUCUUUAUAACAGCAAGAACAAUCUCGUCGAUGGGACAAUGCCUGAUCCAGCAGAUCAACUGGCUUGGUUCGAUAACAUAAUGACAAAAGCAGCCCUGGACAAUGAAGUGGUUCAUGUUGUUGGCCAUGUUCCGCCGGGUUGUAUCGAAGAUGGAACAGCAAAAUGGUUUUACCCAGAAUUCAACAAAAAACUGAAUGACGCUAUAAUGAAACACCAUGCGAUUAUUGUUGGAGCGUACUUUGGUCACCAACACUACGAUAGUUUUAAAGUUUAUAUGGAUGAGAAUGGUGAACCAUUGAGCUCAUUUUUUCUGACCCCCUCAGUAACUCCAUGGACCUACUUCUCCGCUACGGUGAACGGUAGUGCUCACAACCCAGCUGUGCGGCUUUUCCAGUACAACAAAGAGAAUGGCAAACUCAACGACUUCUUCCAAUACUACCUCAAUCUACCCGAAGCAAACAAAAUGCGCAGACUAGGAUUGGGUGAACCCCAAUGGGAGCUAGAAUACAAGGCUACUGAAUACUUCAAUAUCCCUGACGUCACUGCUACGUCAUUAGGCGCACUUUCUAAUAAACUGAAGAUCGAGGAUGAUGUAUUUAAUAAAUACCUAACGGCGUAUUAUGUUAAUGCUUCUGCUAUUGAUAACUGCGAUUCUGCCUGUAGGUCAAGUCAUGUUUGUGCAAUACAAAAUCCUGACUUUGAUAUGUACGAACAAUGCUAUAAAAAGGCCGUCACCAGCGACGCAUGCGCAGUAGCUUCAGUUUGGAAAAUAUCGUUGUUAGGUAUAUUAAUAUUGUGUUCGUUGAUUUAA